AGGAGAUGUGCAGUAAGAGUGGGAUAGCCAUGAGGAUGAGGGGCUCCUGGAGCGAGGCAGUUGUGGGUGGCAGAGAAAUCGACAGUGGGAAGAGCACUUAUGGCCUUGCCAGAGGGACCGUGGGAGGUGACAGUUGCAGACUGCCCUCACUGUGGUUUCUCCCCCUUUCCUAGCAGGGCUUGAGGCAUUUGUUUUCGUCCGAUAAUUUAUCCAUCUCCUGGGAACGGCAGUUGGGUGACUUUGUUGCAUUAGGGAAGUUACAGGUUCAGAAAUGUGGCUUUCUAAGGAUAAGAUGGUACUUUGGUGUUUGUUGGCAGUGGCUUCAGCAUGUUUUCGGAAGGAGCUCGGAGAGCUGAGAGGGGCUAUCUGUAUAUGUUACAUUACACAGAUAGGUAGCUUAUAGACCUUUCCCAAGGCCUGAUGGCUUGUGAACUGCUCUGUAUUGUCUUGGUGAUGAGAUGAGCUGGCAAAACAUGAAGGUAACCCGGUGGUCCAUGUAACACAGAGUGAAGAAAAUGCCAAGGAAAUUUGGAGGAAUUCACUAAAUUGUGACAUUCAAGAUGUUGCAGAAGGGUUGCACAGUCUCUGACAUUUCAGAUAGAUGGGGAAGGAUAACCUUACAGCUGCUGUUGUCACCUGAUGCCACCUUACAGAAGUGCUUGGAGACAGCUUUGUCUCUUGGAAGACAUACAAAGAGAAUUGCUCCCCCCAGCUCUUUUCAGCCCUGUAGCUCUUUUGACAAAUACACCUUCACAAACAGUGGGGCUGGCAAGAGUCCUUGAGCUCCUCUGACCUCAUACAGAACCACACAUCAGAAAGGAUUAAAUUGCACUGUGUAUCCUUGAGCAAAAGGGAGGUCUUUUCUAAGCUCAUGGCCAUUGUGCAAUUGCUGUAACAAAACAUUGAGCUUCCCCAGUUUGUUGCUGAGGACUAAAAUGAGUGUAACUGGGCAAGUGGCAGAAAGGCCUUGGUGCUGUCACAGGCAGGUUGGGCUGGGUCGGUGGGUGGCAGGAGGAGGCUGAAUUAAUCUUUCUUAAAAAGUGGGGAUAGAAAGAUACUGCUGUUACAGAAUCUAUUACAUAUUCCCAGUGAACAUUGUGUUCAUAUUUUGACGGUGUGGGGGAAACAAGAAUGGAAGGCCUUCAGAAGUGACUAAUACCUAGAAGGACGCUGAAAGGGGGACAGACCUGUCAGGAAAGAGAGCACAUUGUUCAGAGUAGCAGUCCAGCACAGGGUGGACGGCUUGCUUCUGUUAAGUCUCUGGGAACUACAAGAAUCCCAGAAUAGAAAGGCAGCCCCUCCUGGUAAAGAGACUCAACGUGCCUGAUUUAACCUUGGGGCAUGUGUGCUGCUGCCAGAUGUGGAGGCAGCAGUUUCAGGGGCUCACCACUGUGCCUGCCAUGCUGAUGAGGCAGGUCCAAUUAGCUAUGCUGGUGCUCAUGCUGUGGCCUGUGCAGUGCUGGCCACAAGCAUGCUAUGCUCGCAGGCUGUGCCAGGGAGGGGUGGCCACACCGUGUGAGGUGAAGCUGGUCACAGCUGGGUCCCCGAGAACAGAGGGAGCUCCCUUGCUGAGCUGAGCAAAGGAGCUGCUGACCUCUCUGCUGCUGAUCACGGGGAGUAUCAGUACCUGGCUGUGGUUUGGCCAUCACACUGCAGCUCUUUCGUGUUGAGUAGGGAACCAGAAGCUUUGUGUAGAGCUGCUUUCAGUCUCUGCAGACACACAGAGGCAGAGCACCUGGCCGCAGAGAUGGCAUUUGCCUCGGACUUUUUCUGUGAUGGUGCAGAGGCACAAGGGCUCUUCAUGAGCUUGCAGAUCGAGAUACCGGGAUGCUGGAUGUAGAGGGGCCAUGCAAGCUCUCUCUGCAGCCCACUCUGCUUUGGCUGGUGCACAGCAUUUGCUUGUUGUUUCACUGUUGUUAUUCUGCAAGAAAUUUUGCCAGCACGUUAUGGCUGUCUCUGCGGGCACCCCCUGUUCAGUCUGUGCCCGUCAAUUCCAAGACCUGCUGGGCUAUUUUUCCAGGCAGUUCUCUUAUCUGUUCUGUUUCUCAGUUCAGGCUCCCUCUCCCUGCUGUGCCAGGCAGGAUUGAAAGCUCUGUCUCUGGAGUCAGGACUGCCUGCUGUCAGAACACACUGUCAGAAAACACUAUCAUCCCAUCCCUAGAGACAGCUCUAUGAUGAACAGUGUGUCUUAAUACUGGAAUUAACUUCUCAGGAAGAGACAGUAAAUGCUUGCAACAGCAGAAGAUAUUAGCUGGAACAAGGCCUGGGAAAGCUUUUAAUGAAACCUUUGGGCUUCUGAGAGGGUGAGUGCCCUGUCAGUCGUGUAGGUUCAGCAGGGCAGAGAGGUGAGCAGGUCCCUCCAGAGUGCCCAGAAGUGCCCCUUGGCAAAGACAGUGAGUCCAACUGACUGCCAGGUGAUUUGGGUGUUUUUUCUGUGAAGGAAUGCUGUUUUGUCUAGGCAGAGUGAGGGGUGCUGUUUGUUUUCCAGCAAUGUCACUUGGCACCUGAGCUGCAGCUUAGGGGUCUGAAGGAAAGGCAGUCCCUUGCCUGCCACCCCAUGUCUGAGCAGAGGGUGUACACAGAUCUGUCCUUCUGGGGAGGUGCCACAUUGGCAACGGGUGGCAGGAAUAGAGAGCCUGCCCUACUGCCAAGGUUCUUGUAAUGUGCAGCAAGCAGGUCCUUACUGAAGCCUUCUGAGAAGUGACUCUUCCCCCAGUCAAUUUGCAAGAAUAGAGAGGGAGGAGGUGAAUGAGGCAACCUGGCAAGGAAUCUGAGUCAGAGUUGGAAAUAAACUCCAGGAAUCCCAGCAUUUUAUCUUCCUCUGACCACAAAACUGCCUUUCUCCCUGCCCUCCAUCUUGGAAGAAGUUUGUGCAGUUCUUGCUCAGCACAGCAUGGAGAUGAUGGAGCCAAGGUGGGAAGCUGACUGAUCACUAGUGUCUGUGCUGCUUGUUCAGCCAGUUUUCCCUCAGGAAGCACCUGGAGGGCUGCCCUCUGUCUCCUCACAGCAUGCUCACAUUAGAGAAGGGGGUUUUAGUAUCUCAGUGAAGUGGAGCACAGCAAGACUUCUCUUAGAAGCCACACAUACAGCCACGCUGCAGGGAGAGGGUGAGGCAAACUGCAGGCAAGUUCUCCUCUGGCUGUCUCCUCUCAGUCUCAGAGGUUUUUGCAGGCUGGGCUGCAGGCAGCUCUAUCAGUUAAGUGCAUAUGGCUCCUUUGGUGCUUAGUGAGGAAUUAGCACCAACCAGCCUUUCCCACUGUGGUGCUGAGAUGCUUCCCAGCAUCCAUCUCCAAAUAUAAUAUCUGCAUGAUCUCUCUGGUUCACUCUUUUUACCUCCUUUCUCCAGGGGUGAAAGAUGGAAGGUGGACAGUGCUGCAGCUUGUGGAAGCCCUGGGGUUUUGUCUGGAGAACACAGAUCCUCGGAUGCGAGGGCGAGGCAUUCAGCUGUUGUCACAAGUCCUGAUCCAGUGUUAUUCCCUGCUCCAGGAGAAGGAAGUGCUGCAUCUGGUCCUGUUCUAUGAGAGCCGGCUGCAGGAUCAUCACCUGGUGAUUCCCUCGGUGCUCCAGGGACUCCGAGCACUGAGCAUGUGUGAAGUGCUGUCCCCAGGGCUAGCAGUAUCUGUGCUCAAAGCCAUCUUCCAAGAGGUACAUGUGCAGUCCUUGAUGCAGCUGGACCGCCACACAGUCUACAGCAUCAUCACCAACUUCAUGAACACCAGGGAGGAAGAGCUGAAAGGCCUGGGUGCCAACUUCACCUUCGGCUUCAUCCAGGUCAUGGAUGGGGAGAAGGAUCCCCGCAAUCUGCUGGUGGCCUUCCAGAUUGUGCAUGAUCUCAUUGCCAAGGACUAUGCCCUGGGUCCCUUUGUGGAGGAGCUGUUUGAAGUUACAUCCUGCUACUUCCCUGUUGAUUUUACUCCACCCCCCAAUGAUCCUCAUGGCAUCCAGAGGGAAGACCUGAUCCUGAGCCUCCGGGCUGUACUGGCCUCCACACCCCAAUUUGCUGAGUUUCUUCUCCCUCUGCUUAUUGAGAAGUUGGACUCAGAACUGCAGAGUGCCAAGCUUGACUCGCUGCAGACUCUGACUGCCUGCUGUGCCAUCUACGGGCAGAAGGAGCUGCAGGAAUUCCUUCCCAGCCUCUGGUCAUCCCUGCGAAGAGAGGUGUUCCAGACAGCGAGUGAGAAGAUUGAGACGGAAUGCCUGGCUGCACUGCAUGCUCUCUCUGCCUGCCUCUCCCGCUCCGUGCUCAGCUCUGAUUCUGAGGAUCUGCUGGAUUCCUUCCUCAGCAGCAUCCUGCAAGAUUGCAGGCACCAUCUGUGCGAGCCCGACAUGAAGCUGGUGUGGCCCAGUGCCAAACUCUUGCAGGCAGCAGCGGGUGCCUCCCUCCGCACCUACCACUGCAUCACCCGCAGCGUCCUGCCCCUGCUGCUGGAGCAGUACACCAAGCACACGCAGAGCAGCCAGAGGAGGACAAUCCUGGAAAUGCUGCUAGGCUUCAUGGAAUUGCAGCAGAAGUGGGGAUAUGUGGAAGAAGAUGAGAGCACUCUGCUGUCGCUCCGAGCCCCAGUUUGCUCUGUGGUGUUCUCAGCACUGCUGGAUCCUAGUGUGCAGCUGCAGUUGGUUGGGAUCAAGGCACUGACUGUCCUGGGCUCCCUGCAAGGCUUCCUGUCUUCCUCUGAUCUGGAGCUGGUUGUGGAUCACUUAAUCCGUCUUGCUCUGCAUGAGGAAGAUUCCCAGAGCAGUGAAGCAGCAAUGGAAGCAGCUGGGUCCCUGGCCCCCACCUACCCAAAGGUUUUCUCUGGACGCAUGGUACCCAGGCUUGAAGAGGAGCUGCAGUCAGAGCGGGAGGAGAGCUACCACAACCACCACGCCUUGCAGCAGCGCUGCCUGCAGGCCCUGGCAGCCGUGUCAACCCACACCAGCAUCGUGAGGGAGACUGUCCCUGUCCUGCUACAGCAUCUCCAGAAGAUGCAGAAAGGGACCGAGGCUAGGAACACCAAAGACGUGGUCUCUGUGUGCCAGAGCCUGCACCGUGUGGCCCUGCAGUGCCAACAGGAUGCUGAGGGCUGCUGGUACUUCCACCAGACGGUGGUGCCGUGCCUGCUGGCCAUGGCCGUGCAGGCAGCCAUGCCAGAGAGCAUGCAUACACUGCCAGGCAAGACAUUGCUGGAGGAAGAGGUGCUGGCUGCCAUGAUCCCAGUCAUCAGUGCUGCCACCACUCACCUGAGCCCUGAGCUGGCUGCCCAGAGUGUGUCUCAUGUGGUGCCCCUCUUUCUGGAUGGAGAGGUCUCCUUCCUACCCCAAAACAGUUUUCCCUGCUCCUUCCAGCCUUUUGGGGAUGGGGAGUGCUUGGAGGCACAGAGAUGCCUGGUUGCCCUCCUCAUGGCCUUUGUCUGUUCCUUGCCCCGUGAUGUGGCAAUUCCUCAGCAGGAACGGCUGCUCCGGGAGCUGCUGGCAUUGAGCUGUUCCUGCAACUGUCCCUUCACGGCCACCACAGCUGCCAAGAGCUUUGCAGGGCUGGUGAAUAAGCACCCAGCAGGGCAGCAGCUGGAUGAAAUCCUGCAGCUUGCAGUGAACAGGAUGGAGUCCAGCCUCGUGGAGGGGCCCUGCCGAAUGCAGGCACUUACCUUGCUGCUCUGGGUGACCAAAGCCUUGGUGCUGCGCUACCACCCCCUGAGCUCCUGCCUGACAGACAAGCUGCUGGGCCUACUGGGUGAUACAGAGCUGGGCCCUGCCGCAGCUGAUGGCUUCUCCCUGCUCAUGGCCGAGUCCCCGGACGUGCUGCACAAGGGCUGCCAUGCUGAUGUGCGCAUCAUGUUCCGCCAGCGCUUCUUCACUGACAACGUCCCCAAGCUGGUGCAAGGCUUCCACGGGGCUGGCCCCGAUGUGAAGGCCAAUUACCUGAAGGGCCUGUCCCAUGUGCUCAACCACCUCCCCAAACCUGUGCUGGUGACAGAACUGCCUUCGCUGCUUUCCCUCCUGCUUGAGGCCUUGUCCUGCUCGGAUCGUGUAGUACAGCUCUCUACACUAAGCUGCCUCCACCCAUUGCUGCUCGAAGCUCCCCAGAUCAUGAGCCUGCAUGUCGACACACUGGUCACCAAGUUCCUCAACCUCACCUCUAGCCCCACCAUGGCUGUCCGCAUUGCUGCCCUGCGCUGUGCCCAUGCCCUCACCAGUCUGCCCACAACAGUGCUGCUCCCAUACAAAGGCCGAGUUAUCCGGGCACUGGCCAAGCCUUUGGACGACAAAAAGAGGCUGGUGCGAAAGGAAGCAGUGGCAGCACGUGGAGAAUGGUUCCUGCUUGGGAGCCCAGGCAGGUGAACGCCCUGUGUCCCCUCCCUGUGUUGACCAACAACUUGCUAGCCACCAAGUCAUCCCACCAAUGCCACGGACCUUCUGGAUCCUCGGAGCCCAGGACUGCCCUGAGUGCUUAGGGCUGGAGCGUGCAGGCCAGCAGACAACACCCCUCACUGAAGUCCCUUCCCAGCACCCAUAGCAGGGAAGGAGUUGUGCUGCUUAUGGCUUGCCCACCCUCUGCUGCAGCCAGGGACAGCGAUGGACAGCCCCUGCCACAUGUGAGUGGAGAGGACAGGUCUGUGCACACGUGUAGUGUGUGACAACCCAUGUGCCAGAAGAAUAAAUAUAUCUGUUUUGAUAAUGC
Sturnus vulgaris (Common starling) is the source of this 6658-nucleotide messenger RNA. The record is from RefSeq and is a predicted model, not a curated record. NCBI's taxonomy places the organism in Eukaryota, Metazoa, Chordata, Aves, Passeriformes, Sturnidae.